Molecule: messenger RNA, 1191 nt
Organism: Phytophthora megakarya
Lineage: Eukaryota; Oomycota; Peronosporomycetes; Peronosporales; Peronosporaceae
Source: the annotation of a GenBank genome assembly
AUGGACUUCGUCAUACCUUUGCCUCAGUCAGCCCGAGGGAACACAGCACUACUUUUGUUCCAGUGCGCGUUCUCGGGAUUCAUCAUGUGCAAAGCCAUGGCGAGCACUGAGGCCCAGGACGUGGCCGAAGCUUACGAAGAAUGCGUGUUCCGGAGGUCCGGGGCCAGCGAAAUGAUACGCCACGACCGAGACCCACGAUUCAUGGGUCGGGUGUUCAAGCACUUCCGGGAGAUACUCGGGAGCAGACAGCGCGCGACCCUAGCCUACCGCCCCCAGGCUAACGUGCAGCAGGAGAGGUCAGUGCAGACAGUGAUCCGAAGUAUCAAGGCGCACGUCCAGACGGUAGACCAGAGUGACUGGGACGAGUUAGCUGAAAAACUCAUGUGGGCGCUGAACACCUCCUUCGACUUCACCCGACUCGAUACACCAUUCUACUUAGUGCACGGUUGGGGCGCCCAGAGCACCGUGGAAGCCAUGAUAGGAGAUUUUCCCAAGGACGUCCAACUCCGAGACGCCCAAGAGUGGCGCACGAAGAUCCAACGCCAAGUCGAAUACGCUCGAGCCUGGGCCCGGGACCUCCAAGCAAAGGCCAAAAGACGUCGAGCAGAGGACCAUAACCGGAAAUGGAAACAGCUCACGGACCGGCUCAAGGAAGGCUUCGAAGUCGGGGACUCAGUCUGGCUCUACCUAGCCCGAGUCCGCCCCGGACUCACCAAGAAGUUGGCUCAUCUUUGGCACGGCCCGUUCCGAAUCCUGGAAAAAGGUAGCGACUACCGGUAUCGUCUCCAGGUUGAGGGGACUGAAUACCGGUUUUACCCCUGGGUCCAUGUCAGCCGGUUGAAGCCCCGAGCAAAAUACCCAGAUCGGCCCUCGGAGCUAAUGGAUAUCCCGGAGAACGACGAUUUCGACGCCGCACUGCUCCGAGAGGACAGUUGGGAGCCCGAUGAGGGUUCCGGAGAGUUCGAAGUGGAAGCAAUACUUGAUGUGCGUUGGGUCACCCGGACCCGCACUAGUCGGCGCGUCAAAGAAUAUCAAGUGAAAUGGAAAGGGUACGACGUGCCGGACUGGGUCCCUCAGGGACACCUCAAUUGCGGGAGACUCCUCUAUGUGUUCGACCAAGGAGAGCGAGCUCGCGCGCGUUUCCAGGCCAUGCAGUCUGGAGACGAACUCCCGGACGAAGAAGUCCGGUAG